Messenger RNA from Cynara cardunculus var. scolymus (artichoke), 2101 nucleotides. RefSeq lists its product as uncharacterized. The record is from RefSeq and is a predicted model, not a curated record. The transcript has 10 exons. The coding region runs from base 235 to 1857 and encodes 540 amino acids. Lineage: Eukaryota; Viridiplantae; Streptophyta; Magnoliopsida; Asterales; Asteraceae.
UUCACAAAGUUUGACCAAAUCCUUUUAUUGCAUCGAUUGAUUUCAAAUACCAUCUUUCUGCAUCUUCCAUUUGUUUCGUUCGAAAGUCUAAAACUUCCCCUUUCUUUAUUCGAAAACCCCAUUUCAGUUUUCGUUUAAAUCAUAAAACCCAUGUUGUAAUCCGUUUGAAUUCGAAAACCCAUUUCGAAUAUGCAGAUUUCUUGAAUUUUGUUGUUUGGAUUACUGAGAAAUCAGAUGGUUGGGAUUGGAGGUGCAAAGGUGAUUACAAGGAAGGCUUGUUCAAGGUUACUUGUAGAUAUCACUUGUAGAUUGGGCACUUCUUCCUUCAGAGGUCUUCAAUCUUCAAUGUCCUCUGCUACUUCCUCUUCUUCACUCUCUAUCCCUCGUUCGUUGCCAAAUUCCCCCUUUUCUGGUCUUGUUAUUUGUGUCACUGGACUAUCCAAAGAAGCAAGGAAACAAGUGAUGGAUGCAACAGAGAGAUUGGGUGGUGAAUAUAGUCCCCAUUUGCAUCCUCGUUGUACCCAUUUGGUGGUCCAGAGCUCUGGUGGACGCAAGUAUGAGCAUGCAUUGAAGCAUGGCGCCUCGAAUGGUCUCUUUAUUGUUACGCUUGGAUGGUUUGUGGAUAGCGUUAGAAGAAAUGUGAGAUUGAGUGAAGCGCUUUACGUUGUAAAACAUCUUCAAGAAAAUCAUAUGCCCAAGGAUGAUCUGAAUGUGCUUGCUAGUGGGAAUUCAUGUCUUCCUGUUGCCAUGCUCGAAAAUGCCAAACAACCCAACAUGAUUGAGAAAUCCCAAUUAUUCUCAUCAUCAGAAGAGCUUAAAAGACGAGGUUCCAUUUUUUCGGGUCAAUCAUUUUAUGUUGAUGCAGAAGUUUCUGCUGAGCUGCAGAAUAAGGUUGCUGAGGCAGCUUUCGGACAAGGGGCUUCACUAGCGGACCAAUGGUUGCCUGGUCACAAUGCCAGUCAUGUGGUAUGCGAAGAGUCUUCGGUUCAAAAGUAUCUUGGUCACUCCAAUUAUCUUGUUACACCCCUAUGGGUUCUGAAGACUGUGAAGGAGACAAGGCCACAGAGGCUCGUUCAUUUGUCUGCUGACUUGGCACGUCAGAUUGGAAUGAUGCUUGAUAAUGUUGAAGGUGGCGCUGAUCAAAAGGAUAGUUAUGGGGCGAAUGAUUCUCAAGAUGCAUCAAGUCUUAGAAUCAACUCAAACCAUGAAGAGAAUCAAAAUAAAGCAAACCUUGCCAAGAAAGGUGUUAGAAAUCGCCGGGGUCGCCAGAUGCAGACAUGUCAAGCACCAAUAAAACCAUUAACCCCAAGCAUCCUUCUCGAUUCAAUCUGCUGGUCUAUCUCUGAACCAUCGUCAAGUGCUUCCAUCUACACAGAUUCCUUCAGUUUUGAGGAUGCCAAAACGUCUACUUUCGUGGAUGCAAGUGAAGAUGGGAAAGAAUCCAAUGCUUCUUUUGUCAACUUCUCACGACCACUUUCAGAAACGGAGAAGAAUGAUUUGAUCUUCAAGAACCAUUUCCUUACCAUACUGUUCCCAGUGGACCGUUUCUCAGAGAUGGGCCCUUGUUCAAGGACGUUUUUUAGCGAUUCAGGGUUCACAUGUUUGCAGCUGUUAGAUCACAUCUAUGCGUUUUAUCAGGAGAACAUGUCGAAAUUGGAGAUUGAGUUGGCCAUUCAUACCGAUUCAAGACAUGCUGAUAGGCUGCGAUCAGUUUACGCAAGCAAAGAAGCUGCAGAGCAUGGGUACGUGGAAGUCAAGCGAAUUGAGUUCUUAGGGAGUCGUAAAAGCUUAGAAAUGCUGAAGCGUGUUCCCGGGGAUAACAAUAGUAAUGUCUACGAGUUGUUGACCCGAGCCUAAUGCCACCAUGAUAAGUGGUUCCGCAAACCUCUUGUUGUCGGUUUAACCAGCUUUUCUCAUGUUGCCAUGCCCAUUUAUGAAGGAGAGGUGUCUUCAUCAAGUCAAGUUUUGCCUAUUUUCCUUUUGGUUUGUAAAAAAUUGUGGCUUUGUAUCAUGGUUUUUUUAAAAUCUUGUUGUAGAUGUAGAUGAGACAUUAAUGGCCUAUUAGAAGUUUUGACGACCCGUGGUGAGUCAGUUACAUGGA